Molecule: messenger RNA, 817 nt
Organism: Blepharisma stoltei
Lineage: Eukaryota; Ciliophora; Heterotrichea; Heterotrichida; Blepharismidae
Source: the annotation of a GenBank genome assembly
AUGUUUAAAUUAGAAGAAAUACAUUGAUAUUAUAUAGAUGAAGCUAAAAACGAUGAACAGGUUGGACCUUUCACUAUAAAUGAGUUCAAAGAAAAAUUCAUCCAAGGUAUCAUCACCAGAGAGACAUAUUGCUGACAUGAAGAAAUUGAUAAUUGAGAGUUAUUGAAUGUAAUUCAGUUAAGGGGAAGAUCUGCAUUGAGUUACUUACUUCUCACUUUGGUAAGAAAGCAAGACCAUUAAAAAUCCUAUUUUUUUGAAUUUAAUCCCUUUCGUAAGCGAACAAAAUUCUUUUGUGUAAUUUGCUUUAAUAUAAAGCUCGCUUAUAGUGAUGAUUGAACUUUAUUUUUUUUUUUAACUUGUAAAAAAAUUAAUUAACAUUUUUGUGAGCAAACAAAAAUCUAAUUCAAAUAGAGAAAAGCUAGAGCCUUCUGCAGACACAAAGCACAAACUUACUAGCUCUGCAAGUCUACCAAAGCCAAUUGAAAAUCUUCUUUAUGGCUCCUCAAAGCCUCAAGCAGCCAAGCUAAGCAUGAAAGAUGAAAUUGCACUACGAGUAAAAGAGCGACAAGAAAGAAAUCAGAAUAUGCAAUCGUCAGAACCAACACCAGCCCCCCAAGUUUUUAAAAUUCCUGACCCAGUGCCUGCAGCUCAACCAAACUCAGUUAAAGAUGAGCAAUCAGAGCAGGCAAGUGAGAGGCAAGACCGUUUUAGCUCUUCUUUUUCUCAAGAUUCUGAGUCUGAAGCUCCUCCAGUCCCAAGAGGUCUGCUAUUCGAAGAAGAGCUUAGACAAAAGCUAAAGAAAAAAUUUGCAAAAUAG